This is a messenger RNA of Mesocricetus auratus (golden hamster), 4212 nucleotides long. It is a transcript of the gene Sass6, whose product is annotated as SAS-6 centriolar assembly protein. Lineage: Eukaryota; Metazoa; Chordata; Mammalia; Rodentia; Cricetidae. The record is from RefSeq and is a predicted model, not a curated record. The coding region runs from base 159 to 2129 and encodes 656 amino acids. Gene Ontology annotation, cellular component: centrosome; centriole. The transcript has 17 exons. Gene Ontology annotation, biological process: centriole replication.
AAACCUCCUUCGUCCCUUCUGUUGAUAGUUUCCCCUCCUCCUCCGCGGGAGCUGAGCGCCAAACUCAAACACUGUCAGGACCGGGGCUCCGUUCUAGCUGCUCCAAAGGCCCUGGCCUGUUGGGCUUUUCCGCACACCGGUCGCGGCAGCGGUCCGACAUGAGCCAAGUUCUGUUCCAGCAGCUCGUGCCCUUGCAAGUGAAAUGCAAAGACUGUGAGGAGAGGAGAGGAAGUGUUAGAGUGAGCAUUGAACUACAAUCACUUUCUAAUCCAGUACAUAGAAAGGAUUUAGUCAUCCGUCUUACUGAUGAUACAGAUCCAUUUUUCCUGUAUAACCUUGUUAUAUCUGAGGAAGAUUUUCAAAGUUUAAAAUUGCAGCAAGGUCUCCUGGUGGACUUCCUAGCUUUUCCACAGAGAUUUAUAGACCUCCUUCAGCAGUGCACGCAAGAGCAUGGGAAGGAGACGCCAAGGUUUCUGCUGCAGCUUAUUUCUUCAGCUGCUCUUUUGGAUAACAUGCCAGUAUUUUUAAAUGUUGUGGAGACAAACCCUUUUAAGCAUCUUAUUCAUCUAUCAUUAAAGCUUUUACCUGGAAAUGAUGUAGAGAUAAAGAAGUUUCUAGCAGGCUGUUUGAAAUGCAGCAAGGAAGAAAAAUUAUCAUUAACUAAAUCACUAGAUGAUGUUUCCAGGCAACUGCACAUUACACAAGAGAUGUUAUCAGAAAAAACACAAGAAUUAGAUAAAUUGAGGAGUGAAUGGGCCUCACACACAGCAUCGUUGGCAAAUAAGCAUUCUCAGGAAUUAACAAAUGAGAAGGAAAAAGCCUUGCAGGCACAGGUUCAGCACCAGCAGCAGCAUGAACAACAGAAAAAGGAGCUGGAAGCCCUCCAUCAGCGAAACAUCCACCAGCUUCAGAACAGGUUGUCUGAAUUAGAGGCAGCCAACAAAGACCUCACCGAGAAGAAGUAUAAAGGAGACGCCACGGCCAGGGAACUGAAAGCGAAGCUUGCGGGUGUGGAAGAGGAGCUGCAGCGGGCCAAGCAAGAGGUCCUUUCUCUGAGAAGAGAGAAUUGUACUCUGGAUGCUGAAUGCCAUGAGAAAGAAAAGCAUAUUAACCAGCUACAAACAAAAGUGGCAGUUUUAGAACAGGAAAUCAAGGAUAAAGACCAGCUUGUCCUGAGAACAAAAGAAGCAUUUGAUACAAUCCAAGAACAAAAGGUGGCUUUAGAAGAAAAUGGUGAGAAAAAUCAGGUACAACUGGGAAAACUUGAAGCUACAAUAAAAUCGUUAUCAGCAGAACUUCUGAAGGCAAAUGAAAUUAUCAAGAAGUUACAAGGAGAUCUUAAAACUCUCAUGGGUAAAUUGAAACUGAAGAAUACAGUUACUAUUCAGCAAGAAAAACUAUUGGCUGAGAAAGAGGAAAUGCUACAAAAGGAGCGAAAGGAAUCGCAGGAUGUGGGACAGUCUCUUCGAGCCAAAGAGCAAGAGGUAUGCAAAUUACAAGAGCAAUUAGAAACUACAGUUCAGAAACUUGAAGAAAGUAAACAACUUUUAAAAAAUAAUGAAAAAUUAAUCACUUGGCUAAACAAAGAACUAAAUGAAAACCAGCUGGUAAGAAAGCAAGACACACUGGGCACCUCGGCCACUCCGCCUGCACAUUCUAGUAGCAGCACCAUCAGAAGUGGGAUUUCUCCCAGCCUGAAUGUGGUUGAUAAUAGACUAAAUUACCCAAGCUGUGGAAUUGGCUAUCCUGUCUCCUCUGCAUUUGCAUUCCAGAAUGCUUUUCCCCAUGUGGUAUCUGCCAAAAACACCAGCCAUCCAAUCUCAGCACCAAAGGUUCAGUUUAAUUUGCAACUUACAAAACCAAGCACAUUGCUAGAUGCUCAGCCAGGAACAGCUAUUAGCAGGCCUUAUUCAUCUGAUAAGGAAAAUAGUGAAAAUUUAGGACUGGAAUCCAAAUACUUGAAGAAAAGAGAAGAUAGCAUUCCUUUACGUGGGCUCAGCCAGAAUCUAUUUAGUACCUCAGACCAUCAGAAAGAGGGCAUGCUGGGAGCACUACAGACAUCUUCCAAACCCACAAUCCUCCCCUCUUCUUCUUCAGCAUAUUUCCCUGGGCAGUUACCAACUAGUUAAUCCAACACCUUUCAUUUCUUACUGACAGUUUAGAAAUUCAAGUGACUUAACAACCCAUCAAUAACAAAACCAACCUUCCUCAUUCCUCUUACAUCAUUUAGAGCCUUUGAAAUAUUACUGCCAUUUACAAACUUGGGAGACUGUUAGAUUCUGAGUAAAUGGUGUUUUUUAUUCUGUAAGCAGAAUGUUAAAAAAAUAUCACUGAAUUUUAUCAGAUUAACCAGUUGGUAUAAAUGAGAAAAACCCUAAUGAAAAAUCCACCCUGCAAGGUAAUAGUAACAGGUUGAAGAAAGCUUGUGCUCAUACUAUCAUUUUGCCACCUGAGAAAUAGCUUCCGCUUGUGAUUUGAUCUUGACACUGAAGUCCUUAUACUUUUGAGUUGGUUGUUUGGGUUUUUCUUUUUCAUUUUUUAUACGUACUAGUUUUUUGAGACAGGAGUUUCUUGUUUAUUUUUUUUUUUAAGACAGGGUUUUUUUUUAAAAUGUUGCCUUUGAUGUCCUGGAACUCACUCUGUAGGCCAGGCUUGAACUCAUGAGAUCUGCCUGCCUGUCUUCCAAUUCUGGCACUAAUGGUGUGUACCAGCACCAUGCCUGAGUUAUACAAUGUAUUUGGACUUAUUCUUUCCCUUCCUAUCUCCUCCCAGAUGGUCUACACAUCCCUAUCCACCCAAUUUCAUGUUCGUUCUCUCCCAAAAAGAAAAAACAGUAAAACAAAAAAUACCAGACCAAAACAGUGGAGUCCAUUUUGUGCUAGCCAACCACUCUUGGGUAUGGACUCUGCCCUGGAGUUUGAUAUACCCAGUGGCGCUCUUAAGCACUUUAAAUUGAUGACAUGAAUUAUUUAUUCAUAGUAAGUAAAUUAUUUUCCCUGAAACAUUUGACCUGUGAAAUAAUUUAUAUAAAAGUAAUUUGGACAUUGUGUUUACAUGGCUAAAGUGCUUUAGUCAUUUGGGCUGAGCUUAGAGCACAAAAAACCUUCAGUGUAAUGGCAUCAUGAAUAUUCAUGGUAGUUUUGUAGAAUUGAAAUUUACACUCUGUUAAUUAAGAAGAAAAAUUAACUAUUGGAAUCUACAAGUUCCUUUAUCUCUACUAAAACUUCCAGGAACUAUUACUUGGAAAUUAAAUAGUUUCCAAAAAAAUUUUUUUCACCAUAGAGGCUAGAUAGAUGUUAAAAAAGCCUGAUGAUCCACUGUCCUCAACACACACACCACACUCUUGUGCAAAUAAAUACCCAUGAUUGACAGACAGACAAACACCAAAUUUCCUGAAUGUUUAACCUUAAGCAUCCCAUUUUGUUUUCUUGUUGACAACUACCAAAAGAAAUUAAAAUCUUCAUAAAACCCCAAAUCUUAUUUGUAAAAUGCUAAUAAUCAUGUGAUAGUUUUAAAAAGAAAUAGCACAGUAGUUGAUGCCUGCUCUUCCAGAGGACCUGGGUUCUAUUCCCAGCGCCCACAUGGCAGCUCACAGCUGUCUACCUGUUGCCCUCCUCUGGUCUCUGAGUGCAUUAGGCAUGCACAUGGUGUAUUGUUAUUCAUGCAGGCAAAACAUUUAUACAACUUCAGGGUAGUGAUGUGUCAACUUUACUAGGGCCACAGAAGACAGGGAUCUUUAACCUCACUUUUAAGAUGCUGGCAGCUGCCAGCUAGCUUCAACAGGGGUGUAAUUAGAAGUCCAGUGAUGGUUAAGAAUAUUGUUACAAUUACUCGAGAGCACUUAAUUCUGGAAAGAAGUCUCUUGGCAAUGUGGGACUGUUGUAAAUACUGUGUAAUAUACAUAAGAGGUUGUGGCAGGCUUUGGAAGGUAUAUAUAACAUAUAUAGCUUUUUAGAAAAGAUACCCCCACCCUUACUAUUUAUAAACACAAAUUUCCAAGACAGGACAGCACAUUUUCACAGGGGCUAUAAAAGUGUCUUUGUGCUAAGUGUAAAUGCACAUAGACCACGCUAAUUCUUUGCUCUACCUCUUCAACUUUUGUUUGAAAUUGUCUUAUGGUAUAUAACUGUACAUGUGUUAAUAAAAUGUUGCUGUUAAUGCUGUUUUAAAAACUGUGACCUCUGUUAAUAAAGUACAAACUAAAGAGUCUUA